Ipomoea triloba (trilobed morning glory) is the source of this 5792-nucleotide messenger RNA. RefSeq lists its product as uncharacterized. Gene Ontology annotation, molecular function: ADP binding. Bases 61 to 5019 code for a protein of 1652 amino acids. The record is from RefSeq and is a predicted model, not a curated record. Gene Ontology annotation, biological process: defense response to other organism. NCBI's taxonomy places the organism in Eukaryota, Viridiplantae, Streptophyta, Magnoliopsida, Solanales, Convolvulaceae. The transcript is spliced from 7 exons.
CUCAAAUUAAUUAUCACUGCUUUGCAUUUCCCAUUUCUAGAGAGAGAGAGAGAGAGCGCAAUGACAAUAGGCUUGGACAAAGUGGUAGAUGAUGUUGCAUCGAAGGCAGUAAGCGAGCUUGUCCAAUUUGUAGCAAAAAAUUUCAACCUGGUUGUUGGUAUAGAAUCGGAGAUAAUUGAUCUGACUUCCGAUAUCGAAACAUUUAACGCGAGGCUGGUGGAUGCUUCCAAGAUCCCCAGGGCCAAAGAACUCCAAGUUAUGAAAGUAAUAGUGAAAAAGUUCCGAGCUGUGGUGGAUGAAGCACAGGAUGCGGUGGACAAGUACUUAGCUGAGAAGAAAAACCACGAAGAGAAGACCUUCACAAAAUGUUUGGAUAAAGUUCCACAUUUAGGAAAGGUGAAUGCCUCUGCGAGUGAGAUCCAGACGAUUAGGACUAAGGUCAAUGCGAUUUUUCAAAACCACGAGAAAGACCUUCUAUUCGUCAUGAAGUACCCAAACAAUAGCCCAUCCCAUUUCGAGCAGACUCGGCCAGUGGUGGAGAAAGAUAAGGUACUUGGCUUUGAUGAUGAUUUGAUCACCAUAAAGGAUCGCAUUAAUAUUGAAGCGUCCAAUGAUUUUAUUGUUAUCCCAAUUGUGGGGAGGGCUGGGAGCGGAAAAACUACAUUUGCCACAAAGGUUUUUGAAGGUCAAGAUGUUCUAAACAAUUCAUUCCAUCGCAUUUGGGUCCAUGUUUCACAACGCUUUGAUAGCAAACAAAAAUUAAUUGAUAUCAUACAUCAAAUUAAGAACCAUACGAAUGACUAUAGCUCCACAUUGAUAGAUCGGUUGAAAGAUGAAAUAAGGAGACUUUUAACUGAUCUAAAGUACUUUAUUGUAUUGGAUGAUGUUUGGGAAAGAAAUGUUUGGGAAUCUUUAAAAGAAGCACUUCCCAAAAAUAUGAAUGGAAGUAGAGUCCUAGUGACCACUCGAUAUGACCAUGUGGUUGAUUCUGAAUGGAAACCUCAUUAUUUAACAGAGUUAAGCGAACAUGACAGUUGGUUGCUGCUGAAAAAGAAUGUUUUUGGUGAAGAGGAGUGCGAUACUAAGCUAUUUGAAGAACAUGGGAAAACGAUAGCAAAAAGGUGCAAUGGACUACCACUAGCUAUAAGAGUGAUAGCUGGCAUCUUAUGUAAACAUAGAACAAUUGCUGAUUGGGAACGAGUUGCUAAAAAUCCUUUUCUAGAAAUGAAUCGGGAAGGCCAAAGCUACCAUCAGGUAGUAAUGUUGAGUUAUGAAGAUUUGCCUCAUGAGAGGUUAAAAAAUUGCUUCCUAUAUUUUGCAACAUUUCCUAUGGGGUAUGAGAUUGCUGUUUGGAAGUUGAUUCGUUUGUGGAUUGUUGAAGAAUUCAUUCCAACAAUAGAUGAGUGGGGAUACCCUUUAGAGGUGGAAGUUGAAGCUCAGAAAUAUUUGAAUGAUCUCGUCAAUAUGAAUCUUGUGAUGGUGAUGAAAAGGAGAGUGGAUGGUCAAAUCAAAACUUGCCGCAUCCAUGACUCAUUGCAUGAGUUCUGCAAAAGUGAGGCAGCAAAGAAAAAUCUGUUCCACAUAAUGGAUGAGGGACAAAGAUUAGAUGCAAAUGCUGUUAUUUCAUAUCGUCGCCUUUGUUUCUACUCCCCUAUGAAGAACAUAUUUGAUGCAGAAAGUAAUCCAUCUUAUUCGUUCUUCGGUUGCUACGACAAAAAGAGGGGAACAUGUCCAUCUGGUGAGCGUGUCUGUACUUUGUUGUUAUCUUCCAUACAAAAGGGUGAGAUUCAAUUUGAACCAUCCGUACAAAAGGGUGAGACCGAACACAUUUCCACUUCGUUGGCGAUACCAAACACCUUUCCAAAUCUUAGGGUGUUAGAUAUUGAAUCCCUCAAGUUGAAGUCGGUGCCUGAUGAGCUCUAUGACCUGAAGCUUCUGAGGUAUCUAGCUAUGACAGUUGACAUUGAUCUCUUGCCCAAGCAAUUCAAAAAGCUUCGUGACUUGGAGACUCUUGUAUUCAGAACCACAAAAGAUAAACUAGAAAUCCAGGGAGGCAUAUGGAACAUGGAAAGGCUAAGGCAUGUCCACACCAACACCUCUAUUCAAUUACCCUCUCCCAAAAAAAGCAAAAGCAGCUCGGAAGGCACCAACAUCCGUACACUUUGUACCUUAUCACCAACAAGUUGCAGGAAAGAGAUCAUCAGCAUGACCCCCAAGCUCCAAAAAUUGAAUAUUAGUGGGAAUCUAGAUGAGCUUUUUGAGGAAAAACAAGGAAUUUCUUUGUUAAAAAAUCUUCAAAUGCUAGAUUGCCUCGAAAACUUGAAACUCUAUGGCCGGUCCAACAAAGAGUUAAAGGCCCAGCAGGCCAAGUUUCCACUCAAGCUAAGAAAAUUGACCUUAUCUAAUACAUUGUUUGGUUGGAAAGAUAUGAGUGUAUUGGGAUCACUGGACAUGCUUGAGGUGCUCAAGUUGGAAGAAAAUUCUUUCAAGGGGGAAGAGUGGGAUCUAAACAAUGAUGUUAUUUUCAAACAACUUCGGUAUUUGCGCAUUGAGAGGGCCAACUUGGUAACCUGGAAAGCUGCAAAGAAUAGCUUUCCCACUUUAGAACGUCUGGUCCUCAGGAAUUGCACCGCACUAGAAACAAUCCCAGAUGCUUUUGCUGAUGUCUACAGCCUUGAGGUGAUGGAACUGUUUCGUGUGGGUAAUAGGGCAGUUGAUUCUGCAAGGAAGGUUCAUGAACAAGGCAAGAACAAUGUCAGAACCAAGGGAUUUGAGCUCUUCAUCACCUCUCUUCCAUCAGAAACAGCAGCUGCAAAGGUGGAAAAAUCCAACAUAGUGGGCUUUAGUGAUGAGGUGAAAACUAUAAAGUAUCGUCUCAGUGGUGGGUCUAAGGAUUUAGAAAUCAUCUCAAUUGUGGGGUUGUUUGGACUUGGCAAAACCACUUUAGCCAAUAUGUUGUUAAGUGAUAGUGGGAUUCAAUAUGAGUUCACCACUCGCCUUUGGAUUCCUAUUCCAGAAACUUCUGUUACCAAGGAUGUUUUCCUUGACAUUUUAAGGAAGGUAACUGAUAAAGCCUACAAAUAUAAGGACAUGUCAGAGGAGCAAUUAGCUCACAGACUAGAAGAAUUUUUAAAAGGGGAAAAAUAUUUGAUUGUAAUAGAUGAUGUACAAACGCUACAAGAUUGGGAAUCUCUGAAACCUGCUUUCCCUAUGAACAGUAGAGGCAGUAGAGUCUUGAUAACCACUACACACUAUGGAGUGGGUUUAUAUGUUGAUUCUACCAGUAACCCUCACCAGUUAAAAUUUUUGACGAAUGAAGAAUCCCUGCAGUUACUAGAGAAGAAGGUUUUACCAGGAACCCCGGGAGAUGGUGAUGAAAGAUGUUCUAGGUUGUUAAAAGUUCAUGGUAGGGACAUAUCAACAAAAUGCAAAGGAAUACCACUUGUAGUGGAGUUGAUAGCCAAGGUCCUUACAAGCAAUGAGACAUCUGAUGCCAAGUGGGAACGGCUAGCUAGAGAUCCUGUUGAAAUUAUUGAUUCCUUGGAUAAAAAGAACAACCCACUCGUACAAUUGAUUUUUGAUGAUAUGGAUUUGCAAUUGAAGGAUUGUUUCCUAUACCUUGCAGCUUUUCCUGAAGAUGAGAUUACUGCCUGGAAAUUGAUUUGGUCGUGGAUAGCUGAAGGGUUCUUUCCGAGAAAGGGUGAUAGAUAUACUUUAGACUGUGAGCAUACAGCUGAGAAAUAUUUAAAUAAUCUUGUUGACAAGAAUUUUGUAGAGGUGCUGAAAAGAAGAGCGGAUGGCCAAAUAAAAUCUUGUCGCAUUCAUCCCAAGUUGUAUCAGCUCUGCAAAAUUGAAGCUGCCAAUAAGAAUCACAUUCAUGAAAUGGAUGGAAGUGAUGAAGGUAAGGUAAACGAAAUUGAUUGCCGUCACCUUUGCAUCAAAUCCUCUGGUUUGAACUUCCUAAAAUCAGAAAAAAAACAAGCUAUUAAACAUGUGGACUCUUUCUUAUGUUUUUGCUCCCAAGGGGUACCAUAUGAUGAGCAGUUGGCAACCAUUCCAAAAUCCUUUCCUGCUCUUAGGGUGCUGGAUAUUGAAUCGCUCAAGCUCAAAUCACUACCCAAAGAAGUCUAUCGCCUCUAUCAUCUAAGGUACCUUGCAGUAUCUACUGAUGACAUGCAACGCCUUCCCCAGGACUUCAAUAAUUUUGAGAACAUGCAGACACUUGUGUUCAAUACCUCACAAGAUAGUCUUGAAGUUGAGGCAGAUAUAUGGAGCUUGCCUAAAUUAAGGCAUGUGCGCACUAACACUUGUAUGCAGUUGCCUCUUCCUUCAAGCAACACAGGAAUUGGAAGUACAUGCAUACAAACACUUUCUUUCAUCUCGCCUUCAAGCUGCACUGCAGAGAUUUUAAGCAAGACACCAAAUCUUCAAAAGUUGGGAAUUCGUGGGAAUAUGGUUGAGCUUAUGGAGAGCAAGGAAGGAAUUCCCUUGUUCCAAAAUCUUCAAAAGUUAAGUAGGCUCGACAAUCUAAAGCUGCUGAAUAAUGGUCGUCGGCCUGGUGAUCUACUGAGUGUUCCUCAGCCCGACAAGUUUCCGCGAAGUCUAAGAAAGCUGACUUUGUCAAACAUGCCGUUGGAGUGGAAGGACAUGUGUAUACUAGGGGCACUGGAUGAGUUGGAGGUCCUCAAAUUAAAGGAAUGUGCAUUCACGGGGAAGUCUUGGAAACUCAAGGAUGACACUGUUUUCAAAAAGCUCCGAUUCUUGAGCAUUGGAAGCACUGAUUUAGAGUGCUGGGAUACUUCCAAGAGUUGCUUUCCAGUGUUAGAAAAGCUAGUCCUUAAGGACUGCACUCACCUCAGAGAAAUCCCACUCGACUUUGCUUAUGUACCCACCCUUAUGCAGAUGGAAUUAUAUGGCACAAAUGAAGGGGCUGCAAAUUCGGCUCACAAGAUACAAAUGCAACAACACAAACUGGGAAACAAUCAGUUUAAGCUCUUGAUUGAUCCUCCCAAUAAUUGAUUUCAAACCUAUCGUGUUCUCGUGCUGAGACUUCCAGAGGUGUGUGAUUUUCAAUCGUCCAGUAGUGUUGCUUUCUGGGUCAAAGUUGAUGCAUGUGGGAUGGGAUUCAAAUUGAGCUAUAUAAAAAAUCCUUAUCAUCACCAAGAGAUAUAUGGUUCGAUUCCAACCAUUGAGUGGCAGGCAAUCAUGCCGGGGCAGAGGGCCAAGCCUAAUGUGUGGGCUAUUUCAUAUGGUAGUGAGAUUGUUUCAUUUGGGAUUUUGGUUCUGCACUCAAGUCUCAAUUGCUGUUCUCUCUGGUUGUCUUGGCAGUGUCCAUAAAAAAAAAGUUACAACUUACAAGGGCAUUUGAGGCAAGAAAAGGGCGAGAAUGGCAAAGGCAUGGAUACGGGUGCAGUACGCUGGUACUUCCAACGUACGGUGGCGUCCAAAAAGGAAUAUUGCCCGGAGUACAAGAGCAUGAUUCACGAGAGGAGUCAGCCUACAAGCCAAGUACAAUCGUACUUCUGUAAUACUAGCGUCAGUUUAGUAGAGUAUAAAUAGUUAUUGGCGAGAUUAAAUAAAGAGUUAUCUAGAUUUUUACUCAGAUUCAGACUUGUACUUUAGUUUUUAGAGAGAGAGUCUUCCCUAGAGUUCUUAGAGUAACUUGACACAUUUAUCUAAGGAUUCUAGGAGUAUUCCGACUACAAUUGAUUGAAGAAUUCUUUGGAGAUCGAAGAUUGUUCUUGAAGUUAAGUUUGUUCAUAUCAAUUAAUUGCAAUUUGUUCUUCUCUUUA